AUGGAGCCCGUCGGGAGCCAGGAGCCGGCGGCGCCCGCGGCGCAGCUGGUGGAGGUGGUGCUGGAGACGGCGCCCGAGGCCGGGGUGACGGGCAUCAGCCUGGCCGGCGGUGGCAAGGAGGGCAUCUACGUGCGCGACGUGCAGCGUGACUCCAGCGCCGCCAAGGGCCUGCGGCUCCGGCAAGGCGACCGGCUGCUCAGCGCGCGCGUCUUCUUCGACAACGUGCGCGCCGAGGACGCGGCGCGGCUGCUGCAGAGCGCACAGCCCUGCAAGGUCUCCCUGUGCCUCAAGCGCACCGUGGCCAGCAGCGAGGCCGCCGUGCAGCCCGGGGGCAGGGGGCCCAGAGCCAAGGUGGCCCGGCUGAGCAUCAAGAGCCUGACGCCCCUGAGGAGGAAGAAGAAGAAGGUGCCGAGAGCGGCGGCGGCGGCGCCCGCGGGGCCCGUGGACGUGGAGUUCUCCCUGCCCGGGCUCUCGCGGAAGAUGUUCCAAGCCAGUUGCUCCCCUCUUCCCUUUCCCAUCUAA
Molecule: messenger RNA, 522 nt
Organism: Tinamus guttatus (white-throated tinamou)
Lineage: Eukaryota; Metazoa; Chordata; Aves; Tinamiformes; Tinamidae
Source: RefSeq, a predicted model, not a curated record